UCUCCUUCUCUUUCUCCUUCUCCUGAUCUCCAGAGUCUCGCUCUGUCUACUCUUCGUGCCGGCUGAUUGAGUUAUUGGAUUUACCUGCCGCAUCUCAGCCCGAUACAGAGGAACCCGAAAGCACAUAUCUGAACAAGAGAAGCACGAUGACACAGAAGGUCCUCCAAGUCGGAAUCCUCACCGCAGACGAAGGCGCCCAAGCCAUUCAAGGAAUCUACCUUCCUAUCCUUACCGCUCUUACCAACACAUACCAAGUAGCUGCCAUCUACAAUGCUCCAAAAGGUGAUACCAAGCAGACGAUAAACAGCACCAGGAAGGCUUACACCAACGGCCAUUACACCAACGGUCACACCAACGGUCACACUAACGGCCAUAUCAACGGCCAUCACGCAGAUGGCACGACCAUAGCCGAUGGCCAUGAGAACCGAAUCAAAAACAUCAAUCAUGCAUCGUCCGCCGAAGAGAUCAUCUCCGACUCUUCUAUCCAGCUGAUCCUCAACUUCAUGCCCAACGAGUAUCACGAGAUCUACACAGUAGCGGCUCUGGAUGCUGGCAAGCACGUCAUGGUCGAAACACCCGUGAGCCUGAGCAUCCAAAGUGCACGGCGCAUUAUUGAAGCGGAGAAGCGUGCCCCCAAUGGUGCUAAAGUGUUUGUGGCAUGUGCGCGACGCUAUGCCCCUUGUAUCGAGGAGGUCUUCAGGAAGGAGGUUGCGUCCCUGGAUCGCAUCUAUUACGCUCGCUGCCGAAACAUCGCGGGCCCUAGCUUGGCGCACACGGCUACCGCACCGCGGAAGAGGCUCUGGACUGCCUUGAAUGGUGCAGCAGUAUAUGGAUUCGCAUCGGAGGAGAAUAGGAAGAAGGAUAGUGGCCCGCAGCUCAUGCACGGUUUGCUGCAGGAGAUGUUCUUGGGACAGGAACUGACCAAAGAACGUAUCGCGCUCUGCGAGUUUCUUGCCUCUCUGGGCUGUCAUGAUCUGGGCUUGAUGCGCGACUCGCUUGGGUUUCCUGAUGCCAUCUCGAACAUCUCUGUGAACGAGCCAUACUACUCGGCCUUGUUCCAUUAUUACAGUGGGCGGAAGGGCGAGCACCCAUUUACCCUGAUGUACGAGACGGGUACCGAUGCCGUGCCGCGUUGUGAUGCACACCUUGCAAUCUAUGGUGACACAAAGACUGUCAGCAUUCAGUAUGGUCUGCCAUACGCUCGUGGUGUGCCUGUGAAGGUUGUGGUGGAGACGGCAGAUGAGAAUGGGGAGAUGAAGAGAACUGAACGUGUGAGCGGGUGGCAGGAGACCUAUGAGGCAGAACUCAAGGCGCUGCACGCCUACCUCACCGAAGAUAAGAUGGCCAAGACGGCCGCCCGCGAUGGGCUUCAGGAUCUGAAGCUGUUUUACCAAAUCUUCGAGCAGUACGAUCGGCAGUGUGGCACCAUUCGGACUCCUCUGGGCUAGGCAAUGGAAAUUGGCAACACGCGCGGUUAUACUCAGGGUGGGAUACUGUUUUAGCAGGAAAAGUCUCACAUGUAAGAACUAAUAUGCAUACUUUAAAAUUUGCUGUUUGUUUCGAAGGCGAAAGGGCGAGUUGCAUCAGAGCA
This is a messenger RNA of Aspergillus fijiensis CBS 313.89, 1591 nucleotides long. Its product is annotated as Gfo/Idh/MocA family protein. Gene Ontology annotation, molecular function: nucleotide binding; oxidoreductase activity. NCBI's taxonomy places the organism in Eukaryota, Fungi, Ascomycota, Eurotiomycetes, Eurotiales, Aspergillaceae. The record is from RefSeq and is a predicted model, not a curated record. The transcript is spliced from 2 exons. Bases 147 to 1448 code for a protein of 433 amino acids. Gene Ontology annotation, biological process: NADPH regeneration. Gene Ontology annotation, cellular component: cytoplasm.